AUUAUAAACUCGUCUAAACGUAAAGUCAAUCGCCCUGCCUCCUACAGCUCAAUCUACACUUCAAAUGAACCAUGCUUUGUGAUGUCAGUGACGAUAUUUCAGCAGGAGCUUUGGCUUUUUUUGGACAUUUAGCCUGUGCCACAUUUUGAAAGAAAUUCAAUCGGACAUCGCUGUGACACUGGUUCAUGGAGGAUGCAAGGAGGAUCAUUGCAUUCGAAUGGCUGACAGGUCAGUAGCUGACAAGCUUUGCAGUGCCUCGGCCAGGGGAAACCUACCUGAAGUGUUGUUUUUGCUGCAAAAUGGAGCAGAUGUUAAUGGAUUUAAUACAUUCAACAGAACUGCACUGCAGGUGGUGAAGUUGGGGAACACCGCCGUGGUUGAGGCUCUUCUCUUGGUAGGGGCAGACAUCAACGUACGCGACCCGGCCUGUGGCCUGACCGUGACCCACGACGCAGCGCGUGAGGGAUUCAUUGAUUCUGUGCGCGUGCUGGUGGACCGCGGGGCAGAUACGAACAUCGUGGAUGAGCAGGGUAACCUGCCUCUUCACCUGGCAGCCAGGGAGGGCCAUCUGGAGGUGGUCCAGCUGCUGAUCGGACGCACCGCGAACCCCCAAACGCGCAACGGUCUGGGUUACACAGCCAGGCAGCUCGCGUUCCUCAACGGGAGGAUGGACACUGUCAAAUACAUCGACGAGUAUUUGAGCUCACAGUAGAGGAGGAAGAGGAUGAAGACAAAGGCUUCUUUUGCUUCUGCCAGUCUACUCAUGUCUUUUUGCAGAUAGGCUACUUUAACCCUUCGUUUGUUAUAGGCAUUUCUCUUAUGUACAUGUACAUGCUGUUUGGUUACCCAAAGAAGAGACCAAGCACAUGUUAAUAAAUGCCAAAAUAAAAAAGACAAUAACACUGA
This is a messenger RNA of Micropterus salmoides (largemouth bass), 906 nucleotides long. RefSeq names its product cyclin-dependent kinase inhibitor 2C (p18, inhibits CDK4) (gene cdkn2c). Bases 218 to 712 code for a protein of 164 amino acids. The record is from RefSeq and is a predicted model, not a curated record. Gene Ontology annotation, biological process: regulation of cyclin-dependent protein serine/threonine kinase activity; negative regulation of cell population proliferation. Gene Ontology annotation, cellular component: nucleus. The transcript has 4 exons. Lineage: Eukaryota; Metazoa; Chordata; Actinopteri; Centrarchiformes; Centrarchidae. Gene Ontology annotation, molecular function: cyclin-dependent protein serine/threonine kinase inhibitor activity; protein kinase binding.